Girardinichthys multiradiatus is the source of this 3027-nucleotide messenger RNA. Its product is annotated as gephyrin-like. Gene Ontology annotation, biological process: gamma-aminobutyric acid receptor clustering; establishment of synaptic specificity at neuromuscular junction; postsynaptic neurotransmitter receptor diffusion trapping. NCBI's taxonomy places the organism in Eukaryota, Metazoa, Chordata, Actinopteri, Cyprinodontiformes, Goodeidae. The record is from RefSeq and is a predicted model, not a curated record. The transcript has 23 exons. Gene Ontology annotation, cellular component: dendrite; cytoplasm; postsynaptic membrane. Gene Ontology annotation, molecular function: molybdopterin molybdotransferase activity. The coding region runs from base 198 to 2441 and encodes 747 amino acids.
CACGAAUGGCAGUUCAGGGGCUCCAUAAUUUCUACACUGGGAGGUGAAGUCGUCUCAGCUGGAGGGCGUCCCCACUAAAGGACACUGGUGCAUGCAUGCAUGCAGGGAGCGGGGUCGUCCUCCAGAGGUGCAGCAGCACCACCUCCUCCCCCUGCCUCUACGUAUGAGCCGUCACGGUGCAGACAGAGGUUGGAAACAUGGCGGCGGACGGAAUGGUGCUCACUAACCACGACCAUCAGACCCGUGUGGGCAUCCUGACGGUCAGUGACAGCUGCUUUAAGAACUUGGCAGAAGACAGGAGUGGAGUAAACCUGAAGGACCUGGUCCACGAUCCCUCACUGCUGGGAGGAGUCAUUGCGGCCUACAAAAUAGUUCCAGAUGAGAUCGACGAAAUCAAGGAAACUCUUUUGGAGUGGUGUGAUGAACAUGAGCUGAAUCUCAUUCUGACCACUGGAGGAACUGGUUUCGCACCACGAGAUGUUACACCAGAGGCUACCAGGGAGGUGAUUGAGCGAGAGGCCCCAGGGAUGGCUCUGGCCAUGCUGAUGGGAUCCCUCAACGUUACCCCUCUUGGAAUGCUGUCCAGACCAGUUUGCGGUAUUCGCGGUAAAACUCUAAUCAUCAACCUUCCAGGCAGCAAGAAAGGCUCACAGGAGUGUUUUCAGUUCAUCCUGCCCGCCCUGCCUCACGCCAUCGACCUGCUGCGCGACGCCACCGUCAGGGUGAAGUCCACGCAUGCCGCGCUGGAGCAGCUGCCCUCACCAUCCUCGCUGCUGACCAACACGCACGCCAACGCUCACGCCAACACACACACCAUGGAGCGUGGCACCCAGUGUGAGGAAGAGGACGAAGAGGAGGAGGACAGGAGGAGAGGCCAGCACAACCACCACCACCAUCACCAUCACCAUCACCAGCAUGGCUCCUCCCACAUCACCGCAGCCGCCAUCGCUGCCAAGAUCCCGGACUCGAUCAUUUCUCGAGGCGUUCAGGUGCUUCCACGAGAUUCGGCGUCUUUAAGCUCCACCCCCUCCGAGUCACCGCGGGCGACACAGGCGACCUCCCGCCUUUCCACCGCCUCAUGUCCAACACCGAAGGUCCAGUCACGAUGCGGCAGCAACGAGAACAUCCUGAGAGCCAGCCACAGUGCCGUCGACAUCAGUAAAGUGGCGCGUCGUCACCGCAUGUCGCCGUUCCCGCUGACGUCAAUGGACAAAGCCUUCAUCACCGUUCUGGAGAUGACACCGAUUCUGGGAAUUGAAGUCAUCAACUACAGAGAUGGUUUGGGCCGGGUGCUUGCUCAGGACAUCUAUGCCAAAGACAACCUCCCUCCAUUUCCGGCCUCUGUUAAGGACGGCUAUGCUGUACGAGCUGCUGAUGGACCUGGAGACCGCUUCAUCAUGGGAGAGUCCCAGGCUGGACAGCAGCCCACCCACACAGUAAUGCCUGGUCAGGUGAUGAGAGUGACGACCGGCGCUCCAAUCCCCUGUGGAGCCGACGCCGUGGUCCAAGUGGAAGAUACGGAGCUGCUGAGGGAAUCUGAGGAUGGCACAGAGGAGCUGGAGGUGAGGAUAAUGGUCCAGGCCCGGCCCGGACAGGACAUCAGGCCCAUCGGCCAUGAUAUCAGGCGGGGGGAGUGUGUUCUGGCUAAAGGCACACACAUGGGCCCCUCGGAGAUUGGCCUACUGGCCACAGUGGGAGUGACCGAGGUCAGCGUGCACAAAUUCCCUGUGGUGGCCGUCAUGUCUACUGGAAACGAGCUGCUGAAUCCAGAGGAUGACCUCCACCCCGGGAAGAUCAGAGACUCCAAUCGCUCCACCCUCCUCGCCACCAUCCAGGAGCAUGGAUACCCCACCAUCAACCUUGGCAUCGUUGGAGACAACCCUGAUGACCUGCUGUCAGCACUGCAUGAGGGAAUCAGCCGUGCCGAUGUCAUCAUCACCUCAGGGGGCGUGUCCAUGGGGGAGAAGGACUACCUGAAACAGGUGCUAGAUAUUGAUCUUCACGCUCAGAUCCACUUUGGACGAGUAUUUAUGAAGCCAGGUCUUCCCACUACCUUCGCCACCGUUGACAUCGAUGGAACACGGAAACUCAUCUUUGCUCUGCCAGGUAAUCCAGUGUCUGCUGUGGUCACAUGCAACCUGUUUGUGAUUCCUGCUCUGAGGAAGAUGCAAGGCAUUCUGGACCCCAGACCUACAAUUAUUAAAGCCAGGCUUUCCUGUGACGUGAAGCUGGACCCCAGACCCGAGUACCAUCGCUGCAUUCUGACCUGGCAUCAUCAGGAGCCGCUGCCCUGGGCCCAAAGCACAGGAAACCAGGUGUCCAGCCGACUCAUGUCGAUGCGAAGCGCCAACGGCCUGCUGAUGUUACCCCCCAAGACCGAGCAGUACGUGGAGCUGCACAAGGGCGAGGUUGUGGACGUCAUGGUAAUUGGCCGGCUAUGAUGCAGACCUUCAUGUCACUUGCUACCGAUCACCGUGGCAACACCAGAAGACUUCUUAUCUGGACCAGGAACUGGGUGGGGUUGGUGGGGGCAGGAAGUGAUGCAUGUCUAUCUGGUGGCCAUUAGCUGUGAUGUCAUAUGCAACAGCCAAUCGGAGCCAGUGCGGGCUGAAUUCUCAUUGAGGAGAUCACUGUACUUCAACGUAAAAAAAAAGUGAAAGAAAUCUAUAAAAGAAGAUUUAUUCUGUAAUAUUAUUAUCCUAAUAAUAAUAAUUAAUAUUCUUAAUAUUCUAUUUAUUAUUAUUACCAUGGUUCUGGUUGAAUAUUCUCAUCUUAGUAGUCUUCAUCCCCUCUUCUCUCCUGUUCAUUUGCUUUGUGCGUUUUACCCUGGUAGGUAAAAAGUAGAGACUUCCUCUUCCUCAUGCUCUCCUUUUUCUUCUUCUUCGUUUUAUACUCCUACCUUCACCGCUGCUUUGCUCCAGCUCCUUUAUCAGAUAUAUAAUGAUGAUAACAAUAACUUCCUGCUGGAGCAGUGCAGUAACUGUUAAAGUUUUGCCAAGAAAUAAAAAACACAGAGAUCAUCUGGAA